GCGGCGCGCUCCAUAGGGGAAUCUCAUCCCGUAGCCAUCCCGCCCUCCCGACGUACCUUAUAGCCCAACCAUCUCCCAUACCCCUUGCAUGUCUCCCCCUUCAUAGCCCCAAUACCCAAACGACAGCCGAGGCGGCCAAGAUGAGCAGCGUCUGUUUACCCGAGCCGAUUCAGGGCGCUAUUCAUGGCGGAGAGCUACCUGCGGGCACCGCUGCCCUCUCUCCGACACUUCGUCCGAACUUCAUUCGCCGCGAGACAGAUCAGAUCCUCUCCUAUUACCAGUCCGAACACGCUGGGCGGACUUACGACUUCGCGUCAGGCCGCGAAUCUCAAUACAAUACCCAGGAACAACAACAGCAAGUUACCCCUUCUUUGCCAUUGUCGAACACGAUACCACGCCCUCGCGGCAUCAGGCGCGAGUCUACAGCGUCCUCGAGAUCGGACUACUCUUCACACUACUCCAGCUCUGACGACGAGGACUCCCACCAGGGCCCUGCGGCCGCCCACGUCUUUCCCCACGCGCCAGCGUCCUCUCAAUCUCCUGAACGCUCCACACCCCGCACAAGUGCUGAAACGCGGUCCGAUAAGUUAGAGACCCAGAGGCAGUCGCAGCACUCUGCGGGCACAGGAGCCCGGCACUCCCGCCGCAUUAGUACGCCGUCGGAGGGCGGUGCGGACAGGCGUAGGUUGGCCAUUGUGGAAAUGGACGCGACGACGAGCGUGCCGCCUAUGUCGAUAGGGCGUAAAAGGAGCAAGGGGCUGGACCGCGACGGCAAGUCUGCCGAUUCUUCGUCCUCCCCCACUGGCGGCAGCGGGAUGUCUACCGGGACGCUCUUCUCGCGUCGCGGGGUUCACAUUGGCGGUCUGGCGCUCGUCGCGCCUCCCGACGCGUCUCCCAGGACGUACACCGACCUCACUCCUCCCUCCACCGCACCCGUCUCCUCCGGCAGCGCCGCCCUUCCUCCGCCGUCCGCCUUCCAGACACACACGCGCUCUGCUUCCGAGGCCUUCAACGCCGCCGGGAGCCGCUCCCGCCUGCACCACAAGUCGUCCCGUGACGUCGGCAUCGUUGGCCUGAGCUCUGCCUCGACAGCUUCUGAGAGUCUUAGCCCCGCUAGCCCCACCUCCGACGAGUACCACGUAUACACGCAGAGCGCCGGCCUAAGGGUGCCCAUCUUCCAGACUCCCGCCAAGAGCCGCUCACCGUCCCCCGGAGGCACCACACCUGAGCUUUCGGACACAAGUAGCGCGGGAGCAAUCCGGUCUGCUCACCAGCGACUGCUCUCGACGCCGAUCUUUGGGAUGGAAGAUGGGAUCAUCACCCCUGGCAUCGGGGAGGGCAAGGGCAUAGGCCAGCCCGUUGUAGGACCCGUCAUCGUGGGACUCUCCCCUUCGAUGCUCCAGCCUCCCAGCGCGCGCUCUGCGUCAAAGUCCGCAGCCACCCAUGGCUUGCCGUCACUGCAGUCUCCUGCAUCCUCGUCACCGUCGUGCCACAGUUCUCCGUCGUCGUCGUCACCGUAUCUCCACUAUCAACCUGGGGUGCACUCGACGGCCGGCCCUUUGCCUCCGCCACCUCGGUCUAUCUUUGAGAAAGACAAUGCGCCGCCGCGCCCGCCUCGAUACCACACCCCCUUGCCGAACAGCACACGGCGCGACAUAGACGCUAUCAAAGAAGCGCUGCAACUCCCGCAGUCCGUGUCCGCGAAGCUCGCUGCGAGGACGCCUCUGGACGUAGACAAGCAGCUCGGCCGUGAACAAUCCCCAUCUCGAGCGGACAGCAGCCGGGAGACCCAGAGCGAGGAAUCCACAUAUAGUGAGGAACCCGAGUCGUCGGUGAGGCUCGUCUCUUCGAAGCCUGUGCACGUACGCGAAGGCGCGUUUCCACCCUCGAAGAUCAUAUCUACUCCAUCGGGGAAGGCAUCCGCGCAGUUGAUCUCAGCUGUUUCCGAAGAGCAACCGACCUCGUCGGAUCUGGAGACACGUCCUUUUGUGGUGAUUGAGCAGGAGGAGCCAGAGGAUGAGCCGAGGGAGCCGGAAGCCAGGCGUCCUGGCAUCGAGUUGCGCAGGGAGAGCAGUUGGGUGAGUCUCAGUCAGGAAGCAACGCUCCGCCCUUCCUCGCCGAACGGCAAGUCCACAAUGUUGCCGAUCCUGUCUGUCUCCCGCUCCCCUUCAUUCGUCUCCGCUGCCUCGUCUUCCUCGAGCGUAUCCCACCUACCGUCACUACCGCCCAAGAGCAUCCGCAACGGCUCCGACGAUGAGAAGCGGGACUCUGCCCUCGCUCCCAGUUCGUUCAAGGCGCUCACCAACUUCAACCUCAAACGCUUCUCUUCUCUGCCCCGUACACCGUCUCGAUCGUCCAGGUCGAGCAAACGCUCCUCCAGUCCGGAUCCGCAUCGUUCGCUGUCCCCGCCUCCCCCGCCUUCUCAUGACUACCAGCACACGCCUAUCCUGAUUGAGUCUCCACCGAGGAGACGAAUCAUCCCAAAGGUCAAAUAUUCGCACUUCUGGCCGCCAGCUAUGAACGCAGCGGACAUCGUGGUCCUCAGAAGCUCUAGGGAACGUGCGAAGGGGUACGCUAUGAAGAUCAAUGAGUUGUCGAUGUAUGACUGCGGUUUGCGGGAGUGGCUUGCGUCGCAAUCGCAGAGUCGUUCAGUUUCCCAUCCACGCUCGCAGUCGCAACGGACAGCGCAGCAGACCUUGCAUCCUCUGCCGGUAGAGCUAGGCGGUGUGGCUCCUGGCGUCAGACACGUCUCACAUGGGUCCUUAGCUUCCCAAGCGACAUUCCCCAUCCGCUCCGACGCGUACACUGCAACAGACUUGUCAACACGAGCCAUCGACGUCCUACCUUCCUCUGCACCUCCUCCGAUCCUGCCAUACCCUUCCCUCGCGCUAGCGCCGAUUCAACGCAGCCCCGCCCGAUCCUCUAUCCUCCUCUCUCCGACGAAGUCCAUCCCUAUCUCACUACCUGGCUCCAAAGGUCCAGCGACAGGCUUCUUCGCUUCGCUCGGCCGCAAGACGAGCAUACGCAAGGACAGGGGCGGCGGCCUCCUCUCCCCCCAAUCCCCCUCGAAGGUACUCACCAAGCACCGGCCGCAGGCCAUAGCGUCCUCCAUUUCGCAGCCGGCGCCCUCUCGCCCCACACCGCCGCCCACGACGCCGUCAGUGCCCGGCGGGCCUCGCGCCGCCCCCGGGCACAUCAAGCGCGCGAAGACGUACUCAGUCGGUCCUGGCAUCUCCCCGGCCCCAGUCCCAAUGUCAACCUCAGCCGCAGCAGCUCCAGCCCCGAGCGCGCCUCAGGUGUCGCCCAGCCCGCCAACAGCGAGCAGCUCCCAGUCGAGCCCGAACAACAGCCAGCGGCAGAGCACCGUCCCGGCACGCCGGCCGUCCCUGUUUGCGCGGGCGCGACCUGCGCACACCUCUGUCUCCCCGGCGAAAAGUUCGGCGAUGGUGCCUGCGGAUCCUAACUUUGAGCGGCAGGUCGACAAGCUUGCCGAUUUACUUCCGCAUGCGGAGAGAUCGGUCCUGGCGGGCUACCUGAGGCGUGCGGGAGAAGACAUUCUGGCUAUCGGACAGUACCUCGAGGACGAGAAGAACGGGACACUAAGAAGAGAAUAA
Dichomitus squalens LYAD-421 SS1 is the source of this 3614-nucleotide messenger RNA. RefSeq lists its product as uncharacterized. Lineage: Eukaryota; Fungi; Basidiomycota; Agaricomycetes; Polyporales; Polyporaceae. The coding region runs from base 141 to 3614 and encodes 1157 amino acids. The record is from RefSeq and is a predicted model, not a curated record. The transcript is spliced from 4 exons.